UAAAAUAAUCAGAAACUGAAAGCAGAAACGUUAUCGUGUUGCAUCACAGGCUGUUAAAUGCCACACUUAAAAGCCUUCGUUUCACUUUUGGCGACACAUGAGUAAAGCACUAGCUACGCAACCACCAGAGGAAACCGUGCCCUUAUCCCGACUGACGCGGACUCGCUGCUCUGAUGAACCCGGCUGGACCGGGAUUCAGACAUUGUGGAAGAUCAGUCAGUCAGACAUUGAACCGGUUAACCGGUCUGCCGAGGAAGGAGGGAGGGAGGAAGAGAGAAGGAGAGGGGGGAUGACUCCUUCACUCAUGGACACUGGGGAUGAACGCUACAGCCACAGCUCCCUGUCAGCAGAGGAGUGCAACAGCAACACUGCUGGAUCGGAGAGGGAAGGAGAGGGACAACAGGUGGGACACACCGGGAUGAAAAGACGAGCGAAGAACAGGGACGCGGCCAGGAGAACUCGCCGCAAACAAACUGAGAGAGCAGAUGAACUUCAUGAGGAGCUUCAGUGUUUGGAGCAAGCAAACUCGGCCUUUCAAAAGGAAAUCGCUGCAUUGAAGAAAGACUUCCAUCACUACACGGACGUUCUGGCUCAUCAUGAACCUUAUUGCCUCCUCAGAGCAUCUGUAUCCACCAAAAGUUCAACAGUUUCUUCCUUAGGUGGUGGUCAGACCAAUUCCAUCCCUCCUCCAAACCUUCCCCAGGCCUCAAGCUCCAUUCUGGCUACUCCUCCUCCAGUCUCUACCUCCAGCCUUCUCCAAACUCUUGACUGUGUCAAAAAUGCACUCCUUGCUCCAACAGUGACCACAUUACUCUCCACGACUGAACCCGCUUCCUCCCCGUCCCCUUCAAACUCUGUGACUCUUCCUCAUUCCAUCUCCUUUUCCACACUCUCGCCUCCUCAUUCAUUGUUUAGCAAAGCGCUUGUGACCCCAAGGCUGACAGAUGUUCUCAGCCACCUUCUUUCAACCUCUAUGACCUCCAGCGUCCUCACUACAGCUGCUCAGCCUCGGUCUGAGCAUGACGUCAUCCAUAACACCUCCACCGUGCCAGAAAAUGCAUGUUUCCCUACUUUUGAUUCUGGCUCCUUGGAUGAGUUUUUAACAAGCCAGACAUCUUCUCUAACCGCUUCCUCCAGUGUGGUCCCUUCUUACCCCAAUUUAACUGGAGAAAAUGGAGGUCGAGAAACCCAGGGUUGCCCUUUGAAUGUUCCCCAGCUUCAUUCAGGUCAGUACAGUGGAGAUCCAAACAAGUCACACCCACUGUGUACUCUUUUACCACAGCCUCUUCAGUCCCCAACAGUUUCAAUUCAGACAAACUUGGAGCAGUGUCCUGCUCCUGCCUUUGCUUUGAAGCCUUGUUACAGACAAAUGACGCCCAGUCCCACGCCUCUACUCUCCCUCCUCACUGUCCCGAGUCCUCUAAACACGUCUCAGACUACCAGCAGCUCUGAUGGACUUUUGGUUGAGCCUCCACCCUCGCUGCCAUCCCUGGGUGAUCCCUCCACUGACCUUUCCCUCUCUGAACUCCUGGAGGUCGAUGAUUGGAUCCUAAGUGGAACUAGCAACCAUUAAAUAUGACUUCAUGACCCAAUGGCGAAGGAGGACCAGCGUCCCCGUGUCAAAAUGGUUGUUUAAUUUAUGUUUUCAGCUGUUUCAUUUAUGAUUUUAGCAAGAUACAAACUACUGUAUUACUCGCAGGGUUCAAAAUCCAUCUGUGAAACCUGGCAUUUCACGUCUGACAUUUGGUUGCUAGGUAAUUUAUGGGAAAGCGGCAUCAGAAGAUGAACCGCUGUCUGGGCUGGUGCUCAUAUUCAUCUACCUUUUUUUUUUAGCCCACUAACGUUUUAGAGACUGAAGUCGCAUGUUGUUUUAUUCCCUUCUGUGCAGGGAAUAUCUCAAACUUCUUUCAAACAGGCCAAAGUUUGAUGUCAUAACUGUGAGCCAAGUGUUUGCCAGACAUUGUAUUUGUGAUGGAAUCUUUUUCAAGGCUUUUCAAAAUCAAAGCGCCCUAAAAAAACUGAGUCAACAUGAGAAAAUAUGUGAUAUAUGUGAUUUUCUUUUUUACAGGGUUGAAGUGAACACUUUCUUGUAACUUCAUGGAAAUGUCGAGGGAAGAAUUUAUUAUCUUUGUCUGCAGCUACAGUGUGAAAGUAUGAUAGUGCCAACAGUAGCCACACACACUAACAUGUAUUUAAGGUGUGCUAUAGGCCUGUUAAAGCAAUCAGUUUACUGGUUGUUGUUCAGUUCAGUUUUUGAGUGAAUAUUUGUUGAUAUCUUACAUGUGCAAUGCUUAUUUUGUCCUCUAGGGGGCCCCCUUAGUGAUCAAAUCAGUAGGUCAAAUGCAGCUGUCAUUUCAAUGUUUGAUUGCAAGAUAUUUAAAUAUAUAGGAAACUACAGCAUUAGAGUCAUCGAGUGAAUCCUCCGUUUGUGCUCAUUCCAAAUGAGUCAAACAAGACUGUCAAUAGGAGAACCUAUUGCUGCUAUGGCUGCUAACAUAUGUUGUAGGAACUACAGAUGUGAGGAAACUGAUUGUGUUUCUCUUCUCCUAACUGUGCUUGUGCAUCCUGAUUGUAUUGCAAUGAUGGUUUUGGUGUUUCAGAUGAUAAUUAUGCUGUUUUAUGUCUGCAAACCUAUGUAGGAAACUUUAAAUUCACUCCAUAUUGAAGGAGUGAAUUUGUGAUUUCGAGUGAUAAUUUGUGUGAGCUAUUGACCAUUUUGUAUGUAAUUAUGAUGUUAUAUAUUUAUGCUACAUUGUUGAUUGCAAUAUAAAGUUAAAUAUGAGAUUUAUUUUUUUAAGUAAAACAGCUCCCAGUUAGCUAUUAUUAUAAUUCUCCUUUAAGGAUGUGAUCUCCUGACCUUUAAAUCAGCCUCAUCAUCAUUUGCUCAAAAUUCCAGCACAUGUGCCUUUUAGUAUCUUACUUGCUAAGAUUCUACUUGCUAUGUAACAAAAUAAACAUGUUUAACAUAA
Messenger RNA from Solea senegalensis (Senegalese sole), 2969 nucleotides. It is a transcript of the gene batf2, whose product is annotated as basic leucine zipper ATF-like transcription factor 2. The coding region runs from base 98 to 1573 and encodes 491 amino acids. Gene Ontology annotation, molecular function: RNA polymerase II cis-regulatory region sequence-specific DNA binding; DNA-binding transcription factor activity, RNA polymerase II-specific. The transcript is spliced from 3 exons. Gene Ontology annotation, biological process: regulation of transcription by RNA polymerase II. The record is from RefSeq and is a predicted model, not a curated record. Gene Ontology annotation, cellular component: nucleus. NCBI's taxonomy places the organism in Eukaryota, Metazoa, Chordata, Actinopteri, Pleuronectiformes, Soleidae.